Urocitellus parryii (Arctic ground squirrel) is the source of this 1600-nucleotide messenger RNA. The record is from RefSeq and is a predicted model, not a curated record. Lineage: Eukaryota; Metazoa; Chordata; Mammalia; Rodentia; Sciuridae.
UCAGCCUGAAGGAAGUAGUGAAGGAGCUAGAGAUCCUGUCAGUCCUGGCUAAGGGCGAGGAAGGCCCUGUUACUCGUGUUCCCUCGGUGGUUCUAAUCCGAGCUCCUCCGCCCUAUAACGAAGCUCCAGCUCCUAGGAGGCCAGAGACGCAGGGUGCCGCACCCUUGCUGGUCUGCAAGAAGCAUCUGUGUUCCAGCCCUAUCCCUGGGACCUUGCGACCCCAGCCGGGUGGCGGCCGGCAGAGGGCGCUGCGGAGCAUGGCCGGAGAGCGACCUGGGGCUUGGUUCGGCUUCGGUUUCUGUGGCUUCGGACAGGCGAUGGGCUCCGGGCGAGGGCGCCAGGUGCGCAAUCCUGAGCCGCUGCGGGCGGGCGUCGACGUUUGUCGCGUUAGCGCGAGCUGGAGCUACACCGCCUUCGUGACCCGUGCAGGUCGCUUGGAGCUGUCUGGCUCCACUAAUGGAGCGGCAGAGGACUGCAGGGAUGCUUGGGCCUCAGAGGGACUCCUCGUGGUGAUUCGCACUGGGACGGAGUCUGGGACUGAACUGCAGGCGUGGACGCCCGGCUCAGCGCUGCGUGGGGCGCCCCUUUGGACCCAGAAGCUGGCACCUGAGGCUGAGGUGGAAGACCAAGCACGAGAUGAGUCUGGAGCUGGCUCUCUGCCCCUGCUGCCGGGCGCCUGCGCCUACGUGAGUCCGCAGCCACCCUUCAGCUGGACUCUGGUCCCGGAGCUGCAGGCACGCCGGCUAGAGCUGGGCGCGGAACACGUGUUGUUGCUGUGCGCAGCUGGCCAGGUGUUCUCCUGGGGCGGGGGCAGGCACGGACAGCUGGGCCACGGGACGCUGGAGGCAGAACUGGAACCAAGGCUUUUGGAGGCGUUGCAGGGCUUACCCAUGGCCGAGGUUGCGGCUGGUGGCUGGCAUUCUGUGUGUGUGAGUGAAACAGGGGAUAUUUAUAUCUGGGGCUGGAAUGAAUCGGGGCAACUGGCCCUGCCUGCAAGGAACCUGGCAGAGGAUAAGAAGAUUUUUACAGAGGAAGGUCUGAAUGAAGAUGGUUCUGAAGUGAAUAGAAUAUCUGGGGCUGAGGAUGGAGCCCCUGCUCCCUUCAUAGCUGUACAGCCCUUCCCAGCUCUAUUGGAUCUUCCCCUGGGCUCAGAUGUAGUCAAAGCCAGCUGUGGAUCCCGGCACACUGCUGUAGUGACAAGAACAGGAGAGCUGUACACCUGGGGCUGGGGUAAAUAUGGACAGCUUGGCCACAAGGAUAGCACCAGCGUGGAUCAGCCCUGCCUUGUGGAAUACUUUGUAGAGAAACAGCUCCAAGUGAAGACAGUCACCUGUGGGCCAUGGAACACCUAUGUGUAUGCUGUGGAAAAAGAGAAGACCUGACGUGUGAAUUUCUACCAGUUUUAGCUUUGACUGUCUUGAAGCUGCUUUUAAAAUAUAGACACAUUUAGAAGUGGAACAUCACUGAAAGUGGCAAAGUAAGAAAACUCUGGGUUCAUCUCCCACAAAACCAACUAAUAAAUUGUAUGGUCUUUUUCAAAGAAUUGUGGUUGUGGGUUUUGACUUAUCCUGUAGGCUCUCAAGAACUGGAUGGUUUUAUU